This is a messenger RNA of Colossoma macropomum (tambaqui), 2036 nucleotides long. RefSeq names its product uridine phosphorylase 1 (gene upp1). NCBI's taxonomy places the organism in Eukaryota, Metazoa, Chordata, Actinopteri, Characiformes, Serrasalmidae. Gene Ontology annotation, molecular function: uridine phosphorylase activity. Gene Ontology annotation, cellular component: cytosol; cytoplasm. The coding region runs from base 144 to 1082 and encodes 312 amino acids. Gene Ontology annotation, biological process: uridine catabolic process; nucleotide catabolic process. The transcript has 8 exons. The record is from RefSeq and is a predicted model, not a curated record.
GCACAGCAGCACGUAGACCCGCAGCUGCCGGAUGUUGGAGGCUGUGGGAGCAGCAGAGGAGACACGGAGCGUCAGCUGUGGACAUUAGAGGAGUCAAACCGAGACAUUUCGAUUCAGGAUCUUCUGACAGGACGAGAAGGAAAAUGCCUUCUGGUUGUGAUGAGAAAAAUGGAGAAAACUGUGAAAGUCGAUCCAUAUAUGUCAACAAUCCCCAUCUGGAGUCCUUGAAAGAAGACAUUCUGUACCAUUUCAACUUGGGCACGUCCUCCCAUGACUUAGCAGCCCAGUUUGGAGACGUCAAAUUUGUGUGUGUUGGCGGGAGUCCGUGGAGGAUGAAGUCCUUCAUUAAGUACAUUGCCGGAGAGCUGGGCCUGGCUGGUCCUGAUGCAGAGUACCCGAACAUCUGCGAGGGCACUGACCGCUACGCCAUGUACAAAGUGGGACCUGUGCUGUCUGUUAGCCAUGGCAUGGGCAUCCCCUCAAUCUCUAUAAUGUUACACGAGCUCAUCAAGCUCCUGUACCACGCGCGCUGCACCGACGUCACUGUAGUGCGCAUCGGGACCUCGGGUGGACUAGGUUUGCAGCCGGGCACCGUCGUGGUCACUAAGCAGUCGGUGGACGCCACGUUCCUGCCCCGCUUUGAGCAGGUGGUUCUGGGUAAGCCGGUGGUGAGGAGCACUGACCUGGAUGAAGAUUUAGCGGAGGAGCUGCUGCAGUGUGGAAAAGAGCUCGCGGAGUUCGAGACGGUCAUCGGGAACACCAUGUGCACAAUGGACUUCUACGAAGGUCAGGCUCGCCUGGACGGAGCGUUCUGUUCCUACACUGAAGAGGAUAAGCAGAACUACCUGGCGGAGGCGUACGCUGCCGGAGUCCGCAACAUCGAGAUGGAGUCCUCUGUUUUUGCUGCUAUGUGCAAACUCAGUAACCUGCGAGCCGCUGUGGUCUGUGUGACUCUGCUGGACCGUCAGAAAGGAGAUCAGCUGACCAGCUCUCACGACAUCCUGCACAGCUACCAGCAGCGUCCCCAGAUCCUCGUGGGCCAUUACAUCAAAAAGAAUCUCAACGCCUCCAAGAAAAAAUAAACAACCUCUUUUACUGUAGGGCUGUGGAAUGUAAGUCACACCAAAGCCUCCGGUGUAGGUCGAUUUAGUUUCAUUUUAAGUUCAUCUUAUGUUUAGAAUUUACGCUGUAACCUCAGAUUAGCCUCCUCACCCGAACACGGCAUACACAAGCACUUGAAUGUAGUUUAUUAUUAUUUGUUUUACACUUUUUUUAUUUGUUUGACCCUAUUUUAAAAAAGUAAUAUUAUAAAAUCUAUAAUAUGUUCGGUUUCAUUAACUGUUAAGUUAUAAAAUCUGUAUUAUUAUUAUUAUUACAGGGAUGAAGACGUCCAAAGGUUCUGUUCACUAUGCACUAAAACUCUGUAGUUAAAGUUAAAAUGUCACCAGCAGUUGUACAUUUACUGUCUAGAGUCUAGAUCAGGUCUCAAACUCUGAGGUUGGUCCGGUUGAAAAAAAUGCAAAGACAUAAAGUGUCCGGUGUUUUUUUAUUGUAAUUUUAACUGCAUAAUAUAUACAGUCGUUUAUAUGUUACAAAUGAAAGUUUAUAUACAAAUGUUUUGCCAGCCACUUCAGUUUUAUACCAGAUAUUCUGUUGUCAGUAAAUACACAUUUUCUAUCAUACGACUAAUAAACUAAUAAUGAUAAUGAUAAUAAUAAUAAUAAUAAUAAUAAUAAUAAUAAUGUCCCAAAAACUGUAGCUCAAAUUGCCCCUAGUUUUGUUUCUAUUGAAUUUGUUUAGCUUCCUCAUAUAUUCUUUAUUCUUUUUCAGCUGCUAUGACCAUGAUUUAAGAUAAAUCCUUCACCUACAACACUGAUAAUAUCUGUAAUAUUGAAAUUACCUACAUUGAAGGUUGUAUGUUAUUGAUUAGAAAUGCAUUCAAAGGAUUGUUUCAUAAAAUGGCUUUAAUUCACAACUAUUAAAUAUAUGGAUGGUGAUAAUAUACUUGGUAUUUUAUUGUAUUAGUGUUUGAGAUA